UAGAGUACACAGAAGCGUCAUCUUCAACUUGGUUUUGUCAUGUUUAUUGCUGAUAUUUCUACUCGGUCCGUGUGGCAGACUGAGUGUCAUUUUUAGGGAAGCCAAUGUUUGUUUUUGCACAUUUUUGGAGCCUGUUGUUACUGCGUGGCAGGCUGGUUACGAGAGUCUUCUAACUGGCCGUUUGGUCCCGCAGCUUGUCGCAGCUGAAGAAAAUAGAACCAGUUGCCAAGCCAGCGGUCCGUACCCAACAUUUGCUUCAGCCGCAGCCAUACUUUCCCCGAGGAUUCGCAUUUGAAGUUUACGGGAAGCUGGCUCGUAGGGCAGCCUGAAUUUCGGAUUUGAGGGCGUUUUGUGUGUUGGUGGAGAAAUUGCUGCUGGCCGUAGACUUGGGUGGCUAACAGCAACUAGCUGUAUUAUAACCCGAACUCGACAGCUGUCAUUGGAGAAAGGAAAGUGAUCCCCCGCAAAUGAGCGAGCCAGUGAAGUGCUUUUCCUUUGGAUUUACAUCAGCCGCUUUUCCAUCAAAUGGGCAAAGUUGGGAAUACCAUUGCAACGCUGGGAUAUAAUGAUAUGUGCUGUGCAUUUUUGAGAACUGCAGUGUUGUUUCAUUGGAGAGAGGCUAGCUAGCUCCAUUAGCUCGCUAGCUUGCUGGCAAAUAAAAGUACGACGUUUCAUCCCCCCAGUAUUUUGGGACAUGAAGAGGAUAAUUCUCUGUCCAUAGGACUGGAAGAAUGUCAUCAGAGGAUAGAACUGUGGAGACCUCUGACCAGGGACCCUCGCCGUCAUCCAGCAGCGUAGGGGCCACGUCCACAGGAAGUCCUGCCAAUGCAGACAAGCGACCACGUGGCAGGCCGCGCAAGGAUGCUGCUGCGGCCACCAUCCUACCACAACCACCACCCCUAUCAACUGCUAAAAGCAAGAAAAAGGGUCGCACCAGGGGAAGGGUUGUUUUGGAUGAGGAGGACAGCAUGGAUGGUACAGAGAUAACGGAGACCACAGACCCUCAGGAUGCAGAAACACAAAUCCAGCCAGUGGAAACUGUGGAAGUGGAGACCACUGAGGCGCCAGAGGAGGAGAAACGCCCUUCCCCUCUGGCCCAGAGCCCCCCAGCAGAGAGUUCAACAGGACCAUCUGUCCCGGCAAGUGGAGAAAUCAAAAGCAGGGAGCGUCUCUGUGCCUUCUGUUACUGUGGUGGUCGUAGCCUUCUGGGUCAGGGGGAACUACAAGUAUUCAGCACCACAUCUCUGCAUGAAACACCCGUCAGCCAUAACGGUGAGGAAAGCUCGACAAGCGACGGCAGUGAUGGCGACGUAACUGCUCAGCCAAAAACGGCUGUUGACGACACCUCAGGAGAGAAGGAAACCAAUGGGUCUGAAACCUGCCACGAAGAAACAGACUCUGCCAGUCGAUUUUGGGAUGAGCUUUCUCACGUCGGCCUUCCACAAGGUCUUAAAGUCCAGUCUCUGUUUGAGUCAGGGCAAUGUUGGGCACAUCAGAGUUGUGCCUUGUGGUCUGACGGUGUUUGUGAGGGCGAGGGACAAUCUCUACUUAACGUGGACAGAGCCAUUGACUCAGGGAGCACAAAGCACUGUGCAUACUGUAAGCGCCUUGGAGCCUCCAUUAAGUGCUGUGCAGAAGGAUGUGCUCAACUCUACCAUUACCCCUGCGCAGGGGCAGCUGGGACAUUUCAAGAUAUUAGAAGUCUUUCACUCCACUGCCCAGAACAUAUUGAAUUGGCAAUUCACAAAUUUGUAGACGAUGUAAAUUGCGUGCUGUGCGAUAGCCCAGGGGACCUACUAGACCAACUCUUCUGCACCAGUUGUGGUCUGCAUUACCACGGGAUGUGCCUGGACAUAGCAGUGACCCCUCUAAAAAGGGCAGGUUGGCAGUGUCCAGAGUGCAAAGUCUGCCAGACAUGCAAGAACCCAGGAGAGGACACUAAAAUGCUGGUGUGUGACAUGUGCGACAAAGGCUACCACACCUUUUGCUUGCAACCGGCUAUCGACUCUUUGCCAACCAAUGGGUGGAGGUGCAAGAACUGCAGGGUUUGCAUCCAGUGUGGAACACGAACUAGUGGACAAUGGCACCACACCAGUCUGUUAUGUGAGAACUGUGUCCAAAACCAGGACCCUGCUCUGUGCUGUCCAAUGUGCUCCUGCAUCCUGGACCCUGAGCAUCACAAAGACUUACUACUCUGCCAGACUUGUAAAAGACGGCUACACCUGGAAUGUGAGCGUCAGAACUCAGGCCGUGGAGAAAUCCACCCCAAGGAGGACUAUGUUUGCUCCAACUGCAGGUCUCCUGCUGCAGAGCGGGCGCUGGAGGCUGAGGACAUGGACAUUGGCCCAGAGCUCAGUCCUCAACCAGCCCCCAUGCACAUAGACUCUGAGACUGGACUACCGCCGGCUCAAAAGCACAAAGACCUUGAACCUGGCGUUCAGCUGUCCCCUGAAAUGCACAAUGAUCCCAAACCGGAAUUACUUGCUGUUCCAUUGCACUCUGAUCCAGAGCCUGCUCAAACCACCGUCCAGGAGGAGAAGUCGCCCAUGCCAGACCAAAAGCCAGAAGCCCAAGGAGGAGCAGAUGCUAUUGAGAUGCACGGUACUGAACCUUCUGUCAACAAAAUUACAGCAGAAUUCAACCCAGAAACAAAACCAGCAGCUAGACCCCAGGUCACGUCCACAGAAAGUUCUGCGUCUUUGUCAUCUCUGAGCCAGGAACCCUUUCUUGUCCAGCAGCCCAUAGAGGCGCUACAGAUGCAGGAUAUCACAUUGCUAAUCAAGCCAGCAAAUACAGAGGCCUGCCCUGAGCAGGGCACGGUCAACCCCAGCACAAAGGAUCUUAAGGCCAUCAUCUCAACCACCAAAGAACCAAGUACUACAUCAGUAACUUUCAUGGAACAGCCAAUGGAAGUCACACUACACCAAACUUCAAGUAUGGAUGUAAUGAAGGCUUCUUUCUUGGAAACUGCUCCUAAACAACCUAACAAAGAGAAGAAUGAGGGUGUAUUUCACAUGAACUUGGCAGAGACUGUUAAGCCUUCAACUUCUAAUAGAUCAGAGGAGAUGAACUCUCCACUGGACAACAAGCCCAAUGUGUUAUUUCCCGGUUUGUCGUUAGAGGAGAAACCCGUCAAAACAGCUGUGGAGAGACUGGCCGAAAUGGUCUCCUCUCCCUCACACUCUUCUCCUCUAGCCAGAGGGAUGCCUCUCAGAGACCCGCCACAGACCCAGAUCCUACCCACGCUGAGUGACCACAGCAGUAUAAUACCAACAACAAACCUCAUACCGUUCACGCCGAAGAUUGGCAUGGGAAAACCAGCCAUCACAAAGAGGAAGUUUUCUCCUGGGAGGCCUCGGGUCAAACAGGGUGCAUGGAGCCCCCAUAGCAGUGUGUGCUCACCCUUUUCCUGGUCACCAGACCAGACAGAGGGUUGGGACCCAAGGACCAGGCAGUCUUAUGGCAGCCCCGGUUGGAGCAUCAGAGUGGGCCGAGGAUCAGGCUUUCCUGGUAGGAGGAGGCCAAGAGGAGCAGGGCUGUCGGGCAGAGCUGGACGGGGCAGAGCCAGAGGGAAAAACGGAGUGAGUCCCAGCAUCAACCCUGGGAUCACUGCAAUAGAAACACAAUACCCACUCAAAGAAGAGGAGGAAAAUGCGAUGCACAACACUGUCGUAAUUUUCUCCAGCAAUGACAGUUUCACGCUAAAACAGGACAUGUGCGUGGUUUGUGGGAGUUUUGGUCUCGGUGCAGAGGGACGUCUGUUGGCCUGUGUACAGUGUGGCCAGUGCUACCAUCCCUUCUGUGUCGGUAUAAAGAUCACCAAGGUGGUGCUCAGUAAAGGCUGGCGAUGUCUUGAGUGUACGGUGUGCGAGGCUUGUGGGCAAGCCACAGAUCCUGGCCGCUUGUUGCUGUGUGACGACUGCGACAUCAGCUAUCACACAUACUGUCUGGACCCUCCUCUGCAGAAUGUUCCUAAGGACAGCUGGAAGUGCAAGUGGUGUGUGUCCUGCACUCAGUGUGGUGCAACCACUCCAGGACUGAGGUGUGACUGGCAAAAUAAUUACACACAGUGUGCUCCCUGUGCCAGUCUUACAUCAUGCCCGGUCUGCCUGAUGGACUACAGUGAGGGCACCAUCAUUGUUCAGUGCCGCCAGUGUGACAGAUGGUUUCAUGCUUCUUGUCAAAAUCUUCAUUCAGAAGACGAUGUAGAAAAGGCGGCAGAGAGCAGCUUCGACUGCACGAUGUGCCGAACAUUUAAGACCACAAAAGUUAUAACAAAGACAAGAGAGAUCACUGAGCCACUACUUGCGACACAAACAUUUUCCAAAGCUAAAGAUUUUGAUCUGUCUCGGACCUACACCCAGGAUGGUGUUUGUUUGACAGAGUCAGGGCUUUGUCAGCUCCAGAGCUUGUCUGCUGCUGCAUCACGACGACGGAAACCUAAACCAAAGCUAAAGCUGAAGAUUAUUAACCAGAACAGCGUGGCAGUACUUCAGGCCCCCGUGGACCCUCUUUCAGAACUGUCUCGAGACGAAGACAUGGAGGACCACAGAGAGGCGGAGCUCCUUGAUUGCGAGACAAAGUCUGACUCAAGCCUGGAGCGAGAGCCAGCGGAAGAUGACUCCAAAGGGGCCGACGGCGUCAAGAAGAGGAAGAGGAAACCGUACCGACCGGGCAUUGGGGGGUUCAUGGUCCGUCAAAGAAGCCGACCAGGCCAAGGUCCAAGCAAAGCAAAGCGAUCCCUCUGCAGAAAAGAUUCGUCUGGCUCUGUGUCAGAAAACCCCAUCAGUAAAGAUGAAGGUUGGACAGAAGCCCAGCCAGAUACUCCUUUGGAUGAGACGCCCUCUGGACAAGAGGUCCCAGAAAAGAUAAAGAAACGCUACAGGAAGAAGAAGACCAAGCUGGAAGAAGCUUUUCCAGCCUAUCUGCAGGAGGCUUUCUUUGGUAAGGACCUACUGGACAAAAGCAAGCAGAGUAGACAGCAGGGGGUCGAAUCAGGCUUGCUGGAGGACGGGCAGAGCUAUGUAGAGAGGAAGCAGCCCACUGCAGGCUUCUUGGAUUCAACAUCAGACCCGCUGCUAAGUGCAUCAGCAGCAUCCAUUCCCUCCAGGCCGGCAGCACCACAGACGACAGAGGAACCAUUAGUUGAUCUAGCUGAUGUUCUGAACACUGGUGCAGACAUCUUGGGAGUGCUCGGAAAGCCAAGCGGUGACUCUGGUCUUGAUUUUUGCCCGUUCAAGGUUGACAGCUCACCUCCUCCUUUUGCUGGACUGGACAUUGGGCCACUUGCAGAUGGCUCCCCAGUAGCGCCCCAAUCUCAGACUGGCCGAAGGACACCUCGAACCAUCCCAGAAGAACCCCUGGACGGCAUUCUUAGCCCGGAGCUAGACAAGAUGGUCACUGAUGAAUCAAUUCUCAGCAAAUUUUACAAAAUUCCAGAACUGGAGGGCAAGGAUGUGGAAGAUCUGUUCACUGCAGUCCUUAGCCCGAGUACGAGCCAACCACUUCCACCACAGGUGCCUCACCCUCAGGUUCCAGGACCCCUCCCUGCUACACCUGGCACUGGUAUGCAUCAUCAUAAUGCAGGUAACCCGAUGUUUCCAAGGAUGCCAAUGAUCAAUGGUAUGAGGGGACCAAACCCACGCUUCCCUGCAAAUCCUGCAACAGGACCUUGCAUCCCAGAAAAUUUCUCCCCUCUGAACCGUAUGCCUUUCACUGACAAUCCAAGGGAUUGUAAAUUUAAUCAGAUGGCCAGAGAGGCAGUUGGUUCUUGGCCAACUUCUACCCAUGGCCCUGGCCCUCCGCCUCCCGGGUCUUUGCCUGAUGGGGAAACUGAAGCCAUGUCAAACGCCCAAAGGAGCACACUCAAGUGGGAGAAGGAGGAAACGCUAGGGGAGCUUGCCACUGUUGCGCCUGUCCUAUAUACAAAUAUCAAUUUCCCCAACCUUAAAGAAGAAUAUCCAGAUUGGUCUACAAGAGUAAAGCAAAUUGCUAAACUUUGGAGGAAAGCUAGCUCACAAGACAGGGCCCCAUAUGUGCAAAAGGCAAGAGAUAACCGAGCAGCCCUGCGCAUCAACAAAGUCCAGAUGUCGAAUGAGACGGUGAAGAGGCAUCAUCCGCAGCAACAUCCCCCUGAGGUGUUUGAUCCCAACAUACCACUAGACACAGAUCUCCUCUUUAAAGACCCUUUGAAACCAAAAGAGUCAGAGCAUGAACAAGAGUGGAAGUUUAGACAGCAAAUGAGGCAGAAAAGCAAGCAACAGGCCAAGAUUGAAGCCACACAGAAAUUGGAGCAAGUAAAAAAUGAACAACUCCAGCAACAGCAGCAGCAACAACAGCAAAAUCAACAACAGACAACCAGUCAAUCAGAGGGAGAUGGUACCAACAGUGGUAACCAGAGUCCAGCCUCUCAGCCCAGUAAUGGCAGCUCCUCCCCGAUGCAGCAGUUAAACUCAAAAGAAACUUUUGCACGGCCACAACAACAAGCAACCCCAACAUCUUGUCCGUCAGAGGAUGUUUUUGUGCGACCACCCCCUCCCCCUCCAUCUGGUCCAUCGUCCCAGCCUCAAUCUCCACAAGUUUUCUCACCAGGAUCCUCUGGCUCUGGACCAUCUUCUCCAUGGGACCCAUAUGCCAAAAUGGUAGGGACCCCAAGACCACCGCCUCUUGGACCAAAUUCAUGUCGCAGAAUGUCUGCGGAGUCAGGUAAAUCGCCCACCUCUUUGACAGAAACGCAAGACAGAGGCAGACCCUCUCCAGCACAUGAAUCAUUUGGUUCUCCCACAUCAGUGUGCAAUGACCCUUAUGCCAAACCUCCUGAUACACCCAGACCUACGGGGGAAAUGGAUCCCUUUCUGAAACCCAUAGGACCACCCCGGGGUAGUCAAGCGGCUCAAGGAAGAUCCCCAAUGGGUUCUCCUGGCAGAGACCCAUACUCAAGGCCCAUGAUAAGAAAUGAUGCCUAUCAGCGCAUGGCCCAGAAUAGGAUGAUUUUGUCUGAUCCUUACUCUAGGCCUCUAAUAGCACCAAUACCUGGAAGUAAUGAAUCUGGAGCUGUUCCUCUCUUUAAAACACCAAUGCCCCCUCCUCAGGCUCAGGAUGCCUUCAACCGGCCAGGUCAACAUCCCACUGACAGAUUCUCCCAAAAUCAACCAAACGACCCCUAUGCACAUCCUCCGCAUACCCCAAGACCAUCAGCAAAUGACAGUUUCACCAGUCCACCUAGAAUGGGUCAGCAUCACCCUCAGGGGCACCCAUUUUCUCAGUCAGGACCAGUUCCUCAAAUGUCCAGAAAUCCUUAUGCACAUGCACCAUCCACACCCAGGCCAGAUCGUUUUACUUAUGACCCCUUUACCCAGCCCCCUGGUCCCAACAAGCCAGGUCCAGACCCUUUUUCGCAGCCUGCAGGAAACCAACGAUCCAUGAAUGAACACAGCAUUCAACCUCGACCAUUUUUUGAAACAUAUGCUCGACCACCAGGCACCCCACGUCCUCAUGACAACUACGUUCAGUCAUCAAACUCAUCUAGUCCGUCCUCCGACCCUUACUCACAGGGUCCUGCUACUCCUCGUCCCAGUGGGAUGAACCAGUUUGCUCAUAAGCCCCACAUUGGACAACGAAUGUCCCCUUCCCACUCAAUGGAUCCUUUUGGUCAUCCACCAGGUACUCCACGGCCCUCUGUGGGAGAAAGAUUCUCUAAGUCACCAGGUAGCCAAAGGGGGCCAGUAGAAGCAUUUGCUAGUACACCUGGGCCAUCUAGGACAGGAAGUAAUGACAUGUUUUCACAGCCAGGGGCACACAGAACGAUGGUUAAUGAUCCUUAUGCCCAACCUCCAGGGACCCCAAGGCCUGGUUCUGAUGUGCAUAACAGACCUAUGGUAAGGCCAGGACCAGGAGUAGGCCAAGAUCCCUUCUCACCUCCUCAAACCAGGCUUCAAGAGCAGUUUCCUCAUCCAGACUCUCUCACACCAAAACACCCUGGAGUUUCUGAAGAUGGAUUUGGCCAAUCGCCUUCCACAAGACCCAGUCAAACUCCUGGGCAUGACUCAUUUGAACAAGUGUCCAUGGCGCCUUGUCCACAGUCAACAGAGAAAAUGGAAAUAAAAGAUCAGACAACUGUGGGGAACAGUGGAGCGGGCCCUCAAGAUCCUACCCAAAUGCCAAGCAACCCACAAAUGCCUGCUUCAUCUUCUGAAUCACAAGGUGUGGCUCUCGCUGAGACGGAGGAGAGACUAAAACAGCGACAACGAAUUAGAGAGCUAAUCCUCAAGCAACAACAACAGAGGACUGCCAACAGACAGGAGAGGGGCCCUCAGGAUCCUGCUGGCAACUUAACUCCGGGGACCCCACGACCUUGGCCCCACGAGGGCCCUGGUCAACAAGGGGAAAUGUUCAACAGGCCUCCUCCACCCUAUCCUGGACAAGGACCCAUGAGAGGACCAAUACGAUUUCCUGGAAAUUUUCCAGGGGAUCAGCGAGUCUGCUUCCCUAAUGACGGGCAAAUCCAGCGGGCACCACAUCCUGGAGAUCCUAAUUUAAGACAUCAGGGACCAAGGUUUGGAUUUCCACCUGCAGCUUUAGGUCCUCAUGGCCCUCAAGAGUUCUUCCUCAGAGGGGAACACCCAAUGCAGGAAGUUCCUCCACAGAUAAGAAUGCCCAUGCCCACCGAGAUGACAAAAGGCAUGGGAGGAAGCCCAAUGGGUAUGCCUCACCACUGCCCACCACGCAGCGUGCCUAUGCAGCAACACAACAUAAUGGGUCAGCAUUUCAUCGAGCUGCGACACAGAGCUGUAGAAAACAGGCCGCGCAUGCAGUUUCCACCUGGCGCCAUGCAAGGAGGCAUGGACCCUAAUCUCCAGGGUGCAAGGCUGCCGAGCUUUCCCAGACCACAUGACUCCAGGUUCCCUUUGAAUCAGGGGCCUAAAAUGGUGGACUCUCUUCCCGGUCAGUCUGCUCACUUGCACUUGUCUGCCAGUUUGGACAAUCUUCAUCAGCAAACCCAGAUGCCAGGAAUAAAUGCCAUCAAACAAGCUCCUCUAAUGAGAUCAAUGAGCCAACCUGCUUCAAAUGAGACCCAGAAUAUGACAUCAUCCAUCAUCCUCUCUGCACCCCCUGCUGGACAGUCUGAGGCUGUCUCAGUGACUAACAGUGAAGCCGUGGAGGAAAAACUAGAUGCAGAAGACUCGGCAGUCAAAGAUCUUGAGGAUGUGGAGGUCAAAGAUCUGGUUGAUGCUGACUUAGAAAAUCUCAAUUUGGAUCCAGAGGAUGGUAAAGACCUGGAUCUGGAGACAAAUGACCUACACCUUGAUGACUUUCUGACAUCUGGCAAAUUUGACAUAAUUGCCUACACAGACCCCGACUUGGAUGAUAUCAAGAAAGACAUGUUCAAUGAAGAACUGGAUCUCAGUGAUCCCAUGGAUGAUAAUGCUGAAACUACGGACAUUCCUAAAAGUGCAAUUCCUGAAACUGAGCCUUCAUCUAGCUCAGCAUCUGCUCCGUCAAAGUCAGAGUCCAGAGGUGAGCAAUCCACCUCUGAACUUAAGACAGAAGUACCUGGGAGUCACAGCUCUGACUCCUUGGAACCAGAUCAAGAAAUUAAAACAGAGGUCAAAGACUGUCAAGGGCCACCUGAAGUAGUAGAGCAGCAACGACCUGAAAACCCUUCAUCACAGCAGGGAGCGCUCUCUGACUCCACCCCAGUCCUUUCUAGUUUACUCAUUAAACAGCAGCCUGAAGAGCAGUCAUUAAAUCCAAUCAUCGACUCCGUCAGUCAGGGAGGUAACCUCAUGGCUCAACAGAACCCGGCCGGUGAUAAUCGGCAUACCUCUGCGCUUACAGUGAGUCAAACAAUAGCAGACACAGCCACUGCAGGACAGCUAUCUGCUUCUGGCUUUGGAGCCGACCAACAAGUUGGAGUAGACCAGACUGGUCUAAGUCAAGCCCAGCAGACUGUGUUAAACCAGAAUUUGCACAGCCAGCAACACCGUCCUCUCCUGCUGGAGGAGCAGCCCCUCCUGUUGCAAGACCUCCUUGACCAGGAAAGGCAAGAACAACAACAGCAGCGUCAGAUGCAAGCCAUGAUCCGACAACGUUCCAGUGACGCCUUCUUCCCUAACAUUGAUUUUGAUGCAAUCACUGACCCCAUUAUGAAAGCCAAGAUGGUUGCCUUAAAAGGUAUCAAUAAAGUCAUGGUUCAGAACAACAUGGGGAUGGCUCCAAUGGUGAUGAACAGAUUCCCUCCCGGUCAUGCACCACCUUGUCCUGAAAGCACACCCAUCCCUCCACAAGUCAUUGGACCGGAUGGCAAAUUGACUCAAGUACAAAGACCAAAUCCUCCAAACUUUGGACCAGGAUUUGUCAACAACCCUCAGAGGGCUCAGUACGAGGAGUGGCUUCAGGAGACUCAGCAACUACUUCAAAUGCAGCAAAAGUUUCUAGAAGAGAAGAUCGGAGCUCACAGAAAGUCAAAGAAAGCCCUGUCUGCCAAGCAGAGAACUGCUAAGAAGGCAGGCAGAGAGUUCCCUGAGGAGGAUGCUGAGCAGCUCAAACAUGUCACAGAGCAGCAGGGUGUAGUGCAGAAGCAACUGGAGCAGAUUCGCAAGCAGCAAAAAGAGCACGCUGAGCUUAUCGAGGAGUACAGAGUGAAACAACAGCAGAACAACAUGACCCCCAUCAUGCCCGCUAUUCACUCAGCAACGGGCAAUCACGGCAUGGUUCCUGGCGGUCCACCGAUGGUCCAGCCUCCCAUGAACCCCAUGAUGCAGAUGCCUCUUCACCCUGGUCAACCAAACGCAGCAUCACGCAUGCCGAACCCUCCGACGGGCUGGCAUUCUGGGGCCGCAAUGCCUCUGGGUGGACCGGGGAUGCCUCCCAUGAUGCCCCCUCAGGUAGCUGCUCCAGUUUCAGCUCAGCCCCUUCAAAUACCGAUGGGUAGCAUCUCUCAGCACUCACAGAUGCCCGUUGAGCCCCAAGGCACACCUGCCCCGCAAGGCGCGGUUAAACCGAUGCAGGCGGGUGGUGUGAAGUUUGACGACAACAACCCCUUCAGCGAAGGUUUCCAGGAGCGCGAGAGGCGGGAGAGGCUCAGGGAACAGCAGGAGAGGCAGCGUGUGCAGCUCAUGCAGGAAGUGGAGCGUCAGAGAGCUCUGAAGCAUCGCAUGGAAAUGGAGCAGCAAGGGAUGAUGACCCCAGACGGCAGCGGUGCACCUCUCGCUCAGAUGCCGUUUUUCAAUUCUGAGCUGCCGCAAGACUUCAUGCAACCUCAGAGACCCCCGCUGCAGCAACCACAACUUGGACCGAUGUUUUCCCAGCAGCAGGCCAUGCAGCGCAGCUUGGGCUCCCCGCCUGGAACGUUCAUUCAGGGUGACCGGAGACCAAUGAUGGGCAAUGGGAUGAUGCCCCCAGACUCGGGGUCAGUUUUAGGGCCAGACGGUGUCGCCAUACCAGGACCUAACUUCCCCCACGCUCAGUCCAGGCCCCGCCAGUUCAGUGGCCCAGGAAUGAUGCCUCAGAUGCCCGGAGAGGGUUCUCCGUUUGAUUCUGCCACACCGCUUCCAUCCAACUUUCCAGGCUCAGGUCAAUCUCUUAUCCAACUGUACUCCAAUAUCAUUCCAGAUGAAAAAGGGAAAAAGAAAAGAAACCGCAAAAAGAAGAAAGAUGAUGAUGCGGAUUCAGUCAAGACACCUUCAACUCCACACUCGGACCUCACAGCCCCUCUAACGCCAUGCGUCUCUGACACCUCCUCGACCCCUACCAGAAACACCCACGUCUUUGGCGAUCAGGACCUGUCCAGGUCUCCACUACUGGGGUCUUCCACGCCCAGCCAUUCAGAGCUGGAGAGGCAGCUUUCUGGUGGACAGUCUGGUCAUCCCACUCCAGCAUCAGACGUGUCGAGGACGCAGGCUCAGGAGCAUGAGAGGAUCCUCAGUAACAUAAAGCUGGAGCAGACCGAUGCCGCUGAAUGUGAUGGGUCCUUCAACUCAGAGAUGAACUCUGUGAAGGAAGAAAGGAACAAAGGGAACAUGUCUCCAUUCCCCACUGGACAGAGUCCAAACAAGGGAGAGGCUGGCAAUGAGCUGCUCAAACAUCUACUGAAGAACAAGAACACGCCUCCACCUGGCCUGUCACAGCAGAGGUCAGAGGACAGCCUGCGCUCAGAGGAGGAGGAGGCCACCGACUGCAAAACCCUGCUGAGGCAAAGCUCCAUGGACAGCAACGGGGCCUAUUCUGAUGGAACCUCUGACUUUCCUGGCUCUCUGCUUCCUGAACAAGACAAAAAGAAAGGGAGGAAUAAGAGACCACCAAAGGGAGGAGAGAAGCCUGCUCGCUACAAGAAGAGAAAGAAGGAAGGAGAUGACAGGCAGCUGAUCCAUUCAGGUCCUGACACCGUUAUGACACAAAUCAAACAACAGCUUUCCCUCCUGCCCCUCAUGGAACCAUUGAUUGGAGUGAACUUUGCCCAUUUUGCUCCCUACGGCAGCGGCCAGCUCAAUGGAGAAAACCUUUUGUCUGGUACUUUUGGAAGCGCCUCGCUGGAUGGAGUCUCAGAUUAUUACUCCCAAUUGGCCUACAAGCAGAAUAAUUUGAGCAAUCCGCCAACACCACCGGCGUCUCUCCCUCCAACCCCACCACCUGUGAAUCGACAGAAAAUGAUCAACGGUUUCGCUACAACUGAAGAGCUGGCCAGCAAAGCUGCUGCCAUGGUUUCCAAAGGUCUGGUGCCCAAGCCACUCCACGUCCCAUUUAGAGCUGAGGAAGAUCUUUUAGCCCGGGCCAUCGCUCAAGGACCCAAAACUGUUGAUGUUCCAGCUUCUCUUCCCACGCCUCCUCAUAACAACCAAGAGGAGCUCAGUAAUAGAGGACAGGAGCCGUGCAAGGACAGGGAUUCACCUGACAGCUUCGUUCCCUCCUCAUCUCCUGAGAGUGUGGUUGGCAUGGAGAUAAGUCGCUACCCAGACCUGUCUCUGGUGAAGGAAGAGCCACCAUCCCCAUGCUUGUCUCCCGUGCUCCCCAUGCUGCCUGCCCCUGACGGGAAAGGGUCAGAGAUCAAACUGCAGGACAUCAAGACUGAACCUUCUUCGAUGUUCUUUGGCUCUCCCUUUGGCCCCAUGUCUAAUGAUUCCAAACAAGGACUGGUUUCUGUUGCUAUCACACUGAGACCAGCUGCAGCUGAGAACAUCACAGGUGUGGUAGCGGCCAUUUCAGACCUCCUGUGUGUGAAGAUCCCCAGCAGCUAUGAGGUCAGCAGCACCCCGGACAGACAUCCUCUAUCUAUGGCCCCUCGCAUGGGUCCCCAUGGCAUGGAGCCGCGGCCUCACAUGUUCUUCCACGGGCCGGGGGACCACACCGUGCUCCACGGCCGGUCCGGACAGUUGAUGCGUCCCACCGGGCCACAGGGAAUGAUGCAGCAGCAGCCACAUCCUUUCCAUUUCCAUCCCAACAGCCCAGGCGCUGCUGUAGCUCGAGGAGCUGACCAUAAGACUCCUGCCAGUGCUGGAUGUAAACCCCACUGGUGCUGCCACUGCAAAGUGGUAGUUCUGGGAAAUGGAGUUCAGAAAGCCAUCAAAGAUCUCCCUGCUCGCAUGAAGGAGUAUGAAGGCCGUUUGAGACCGGAUGAAAAUUUGGUCUUCUGUAGUCAAAGCUGUUUCCUGCUCUACUGUUCCUCCCCGACCCCUCAGUCCAGACCCACCACAGAGGCAAAGGAGUCUAUGUCCCUUCUUCCUGCCUCUGACCAAAGCGAGAGUUUUUGCAAAACUCAGCAUCAGUACAACAACAACAUGUCUUCACUGGACGUUCAUUGCCUCGCCCAGCUUCAGCCCAAAAUGUCUCCUCCAUCCACUCCACCCAUCCCCUUCCCUACAGCUGGAGAAACACCCAAGUCUGAGACCAAAGCUGAUGCCCUUAAGGUGACAGUGAAGCUUAAGGCCCGGCCACGGUCCCAUGAUGGCUGGCACCAGGGAAAGAGACAGAAAGGUCUCCGCUGGAGAAAGUGGAGUGUUCAGGUGGUUUUACCGCCGCGAAUGAAUUCACAGCUUCCAGAGGAAGAUAAGAUUGACGAGCUUCUGAAGAAACUAGGAGCAUCCCUGCGCCCUCCGUCUUUGCUCAAAGAUAAGAGGCGGUGCUGUUUCUGUCACCAGUUUGGAGACGGGAUCACUGAUGGGCCGGCAAGGCUGCUAAAUCUAGACCUUGACGUAUGGGUUCACCUAAACUGUGCUCUAUGGUCAACUGAAGUGUACGAGACCCAAGCUGGCGCCCUCAUCAACGUGGAGCUCGCGCUGCGCCGUGGUCAGACGAUACGCUGCGCCUACUGCCAGCAGACCGGCGCCACCAGCGGCUGCCACCGUCUGCGCUGUACCAACGUCUAUCAUUUCACCUGUGCUCUGCAAGCCCAGUGCACCUUCUUCAAAGACAAGACCAUGCUCUGUCAUGCCCAUAGGCCCCGGGGAACAGCAGGGCAAGCCUUGGAGCAUGAGCUCCGCUGCUUUGCUGUGUUCCGACGCGUCUAUGUUCAAAGAGACGAAGUGCGACAGAUCGCCACUGCCGUGCAGCAGCCAGAGUUGGGUUACACAUUUCGAGUAGGGAGCUUGGUGUUGCAUGCAAUAGGACAACUCACCCCGUUACAGAUGUCCGCCUUCCAUUCACCGACCACCAUCUUUCCCGUUGGCUAUGAGGCUUGUCGCAUUUACUGGAGCAUGCGCCAUGGCAACCGCCGUUGUCGCUAUGUCUGUUCAGUUGAAGACAAUGACGGGUUUCCAGAAUUUACAAUCAGAGUCGUUGAACAAGGCUACCAAGACUUGAUCCUGACGGACACCUCUCCUAAAGGAGUUUGGGAUAAGGUGCUUGGUCCAGUUUCUGACAAAAGAGCAGAGUCUGGCACUCUGAGGCUCUUCCCUGUGUAUCUGAAAGGAGAGGAUCUGUUUGGACUCACAGUCCCUGCAGUCACCAGAAUUACUGAAUCGCUCCCAGGAGUGGAGGCAUGUUUCAGAUACUCUUUCCGUUACGGGCGCCACCCUCUUGUGGAAUUGCCUCUCAUGUUCAAUCCAGCGGGGUGUGCACGCGCAGAACCAAAAACAAGUUCCUCCCACACUUCGCUGGUGAUAAGACCUCAACCACAGGUUGUGUCCAGCAGCAGUGCCAGGUCUAAUCAAAAUGUGGCGCAAGGAGAAGGUGGUGUUCCUCACAGCAAGACUCCAGUUGUGCACCCCAGGUCCUCCCAGUACCGCUGGAUGAAGAGCGAGUGGAGAAGUAAUGUGUAUUUGGCUUGCUCCCGCAUCCAGGGCCUGGGGCUGUUUGCUGCUAGAGACAUCGAAAAGCAAACCAUGGUGAUUGAGUACAAUGGAACUGUCCUCCGAAAUGAAGUCGCCAUCAGGAAGGCAAAGGUUUACAGAUCUCAGAACCGAGCAGUGUUCAUGUUCCGCAUCGACAGCGAGCAUGUUGUGGAUGCCACUCAAAGUGGAGGGCUUGCAAGAUACAUCAACCAUUCUUGUGCCCCUAACUGUGUCGCUGAGGUGGUUACAUUCGAGAGAGGCUACAAAAUCAUCAUCAGCUGUAAUCGCAGAGUUGAAAAAGGAGAAGAGCUGUGUUUUGACUAUCAGUUCGACGCCAUCGAAGGCCAGCACAAGAUUGCUUGCCAUUGCCGAGCUCCUGAGUGCAGGAAGUGGAUUAACUGAGCUAAACAUCAAAACCAUUCCUUGCUUGAGCGAGUGAGUGUCAUGAUCUCUGCACAGAGGAAAAAGAAAAGCUCCACACUGCAGUCGAUGUAACAAAAUAGAAGAAUAAAUAAAAAAAAUCAACAGAAGGGUUGAAGGCUAGUUCAGGAGGAUUUUUGGAGGGGGGAAAAAAACUUGUCUGGAGGAGAAAUCCAACACGGUAGCAGGAUGUGACUUGUGCCAUAUGUAAAAGAGGCUUUUGUCGUUCACAAGGCCUCCAUCUGUCUGUAUGUAUCUGCUCGUAUAUUUGUGGUGUACAUGGGGGUGCAGAAUCCACCAGCGAAUGAGAAAGCACUGUGCAGGGUGCGGCCUUACUGCUAACUAAGGGCAGGCCCUUUUUGUUAUAUAAUAAUGUAUGCCGUUAGACUAAAUGUAGACAUCACUGAUUGAGGAAUGUACAGCAAUGAAAACCGUGAAGGGAAUAUUAACUUGCACUAAAAAAAAAACAAAAAACGAAAAGAAACAAAAACACACACAGAAAAACUUUUAAAUACUU
Poeciliopsis prolifica (blackstripe livebearer) is the source of this 16203-nucleotide messenger RNA. RefSeq names its product lysine (K)-specific methyltransferase 2Cb (gene kmt2cb). Gene Ontology annotation, molecular function: histone binding; histone H3K4 methyltransferase activity; transcription coactivator activity. The transcript is spliced from 61 exons. Gene Ontology annotation, cellular component: MLL3/4 complex; nucleus. Lineage: Eukaryota; Metazoa; Chordata; Actinopteri; Cyprinodontiformes; Poeciliidae. The record is from RefSeq and is a predicted model, not a curated record. Gene Ontology annotation, biological process: positive regulation of transcription by RNA polymerase II. Bases 732 to 15668 code for a protein of 4978 amino acids.